Messenger RNA from Penaeus monodon (black tiger shrimp), 810 nucleotides. Its product is annotated as transmembrane protease serine 6-like. Lineage: Eukaryota; Metazoa; Arthropoda; Malacostraca; Decapoda; Penaeidae. Gene Ontology annotation, molecular function: serine-type endopeptidase activity. Bases 1 to 768 code for a protein of 255 amino acids. The transcript has a single exon. Gene Ontology annotation, biological process: proteolysis. The record is from RefSeq and is a predicted model, not a curated record.
AUGGCUGUUCUCCCCUGCCUUUUCGCGAUUCUCUCUCUCUCCCUUUCUGUCUCGGGAAGAUGCGGAGUAGCGCAGUCUCCGCAAGAAUCUAAUCUCGUCCUUGAGUCGAGGAUCAUUGGCGGGAGAGUGGCCCUUAAGAGCGCUUGGCCAUGGGCGGCGAGUCUGCGCAGUCACGGCCAGCACUUCUGUGGAGCUUCCCUCGUCACCGCCACGCAUCUCCUGACGGCGGCGCACUGCGUGUCUCGCGUGGGACAGGCACGUCUGACGGUGGUUCUGGUAGUCGAGGACGAGGUAGUGGAGCAGCAGGUUUCGGCGGUCGUCCCCCAUCCAGAUUACGACGGCCACCAACACGACAUCGCCCUGCUGAAGGUGGAAGAGCCUUUCUCGUCGCCGCCCCUCUGCCUGUCCCUCUUCAUCCCCGAAGGAGUCUCGGCCAGCGUAGUCGGCUGGGGAAAGACGUCUCCAGAAGGUCCCCACAGCGAGGUCCUACGGCAGACGGAUGUGACAAUCCUACCGGGCAGCCGCUGCAGGUCCGUCUACAGGCAGUUCUUCAGGAAGGGCAUGGUGUGCGCGGGAUCCGAAGGGCUAGGGCAGGACGCGUGCCAAGGGGAUUCGGGAGGACCUCUCAUGGUCUUCAUGGGCGGGGCUUGGGUCCAGGUGGGCGUCGUCAGCUUCGGGUAUGGGUGUGCUCGGCCGGAGUACCCAGGAGUGUACACGAGCAUUCCAGAGUACAUUCAUUGGGUCAUUGAGGUGUUGCAAUCGCAGUGAUGUAAAUAUUCGUCAUAUGUCUAGAAAUAAAUAGUAAAGGAA